GACUGAUCCUCAAGACUUCUGAAGUUACUCUCUUGAUUCUUACAUCACAUCUGUGUCUACCCUCUCUGGAAAAGCAUGAAAGAAAUAAUAUCUGUCCAGAGCAGCUGCAUUUGAAAGGAAGCUCCCGCAUGCAUAGCUGAUACGCCACCUACUGCAAAACCGAGCUGACAGCCCAGGCGAUGCUGCCAGCAUUUCCAUUCCAUCACCAGGCUGGGGCUGAAUAAAGGCGUGUUUGUGUGGUAGUGUUUCUUUUUUAAAAAAUCUGAAAGCCGAGAAGAACAAGCUGAAAUAGCUUCUUCAAAAAUGGAGCGUAAAAUAAACAGAAGAGAAAAAGAAAAGGAGUAUGAAGGGAAACACAACAACCUGGAAGAUACUGACCAAGGAAAGAACUGCAAAUCCACACUGAUGACCCUCAACGUUGGUGGAUAUUUAUACAUUACUCAAAAACAAACACUGACCAAGUACCCAGACACCUUUCUUGAAGGUAUAGUAAAUGGAAAAAUCCUCUGCCCGUUUGAUGCAGAUGGUCAUUAUUUCAUAGACCGGGAUGGGCUCCUCUUCAGACACGUCCUAAACUUCCUGCGAAAUGGAGAACUUCUCUUGCCUGAGGGGUUUCGAGAGAAUCAACUUCUUGCACAAGAAGCAGAAUUCUUUCAGCUCAAGGGACUGGCAGAGGAAGUGAAAUCCAGGUGGGAAAAAGAACAGCUAACCCCCAGAGAGACUACUUUCUUGGAAAUAACAGAUAACCACGAUCGCUCACAAGGACUGAGAAUCUUCUGUAAUGCUCCUGAUUUCAUAGCAAAAAUAAAAUCUCGCAUUGUGCUGGUGUCCAAAAGCAGGCUGGAUGGAUUUCCAGAGGAGUUUUCGAUAUCAUCGAAUAUCAUUCAGUUUAAAUACUUCAUAAAGUCUGAAAAUGGCACUCGACUUGUACUGAAGGAAGAUAACACCUUUGUCUGUACCUUGGAAACUCUUAAGUUUGAGGCUAUCAUGAUGGCUUUAAAGUGUGGUUUUCGACUGCUGACCAGCCUGGACUGUUCCAAGGGGUCAAUUGUUCACAGUGAUGCACUUCAUUUUAUCAAGUAAUUACCUGUGCCACAAACAAAGGCAACAAGCAUGCAGCCGGCAAGCUUUGGAAAACCACAGCAUCAAAGGCACCCCAAAUAAUGUGCUCAGCUAGCUCUGAACUACAGAGUCCUGCUGCUUAUCAAUUACUGUGAGCUAACGGUAUGUAAAUUCCAUUGCUAAAGAUGUCCUUCUCUGGGGUGUUCCUGCUAAUCUGACUCUUCCACCUAAAAUGGAAACAGUAACCUCCUAUGUACUGUAAAUAAAGACUGAAUGCUUUUGCUACUUGUUUAUUUUUCCUUAAGCUGUCUUUCAAUCAGAAUGUCUUGGGUACUUGCACAAAAUACAAGCAUGUACAUUAUCUACUGUUCAUUUAAGUAAGUGGUAAUAAAAUAUCUUAAGGGUC
Molecule: messenger RNA, 1468 nt
Organism: Tupaia belangeri chinensis (Chinese tree shrew)
Lineage: Eukaryota; Metazoa; Chordata; Mammalia; Scandentia; Tupaiidae
Gene: KCTD4
Product: potassium channel tetramerization domain containing 4
Exons: 2
Coding region: 304-1083 (259 amino acids)
Biological process (GO): protein homooligomerization
Molecular function (GO): protein binding
Source: RefSeq, a predicted model, not a curated record